AUGGAUUCCCGCUCUUCAUCCGACGGUCUGAAUUCAACUCCAGACUCAUCGUCCUCCCCCACUUCCUCACCAUCCUCAGCCGUCCAACGCGCUCUGCAACUUAUCCAAUCCGACAACCAGGAUUCCAAGCUCCAGGGCGCCCAGGAAAUCCGCCGCCUCACCAAGACCUCGCACAGGUGUCGGCGCCAGCUGUCGGCCUCGGUGGGCCCGCUCGUGGCCAUGCUCCGAGUCCCUGACUCGACUGAGUCUCACGAGUCCGCCCUCCUCGCUCUCCUCAAUCUCGCCGUCAAGGAUGAGACGAAUAAAAUUAAGAUUGUGGAAGCUGGUGCUUUAGAACCAAUAAUUUCUUUCCUUGAGUCACAAAGUUCCAACCUGCAGGAGUAUGCAGCUGCAUCUCUACUCACUCUAUCGGCUUCUGCGGUCAACAAGCCAAUCAUAGGUUCUUCUGGUGCCAUUCCUCUUCUGGUGGAAACCCUUAGACAUGGAAGCCCACAAGCCAAAGUUGAUUCAGUAAUGGCUCUUUCCAAUCUCUCAACACACCCAAGUAACCUUACCAUCAUUCUUGAAGCAAAACCAGUCCCUUCUAUAGUCACUUUAUUAAAACCCUGCAAGAAAUCUUCAAAGACGGCCGAAAAAUGCUGUGCUCUGAUAGAGUCUCUGGUGGGAUUUGAUGAGGGCAGAACUGCAUUGACAUCUGAAGAAGGUGGAGUGCUUGCAGUGAUUGAGGUGCUCGAAAAUGGAUCGCUGCAAAGUCGGGAGCACGCAGUUGGUGCUCUGCUAACAAUGUGCCAAAGUGACAGAUGCAGAUAUAGAGAAGCAAUUCUGAAAGAUGGUGUGAUCCCUGGACUUCUCGAGCUCACAGUUCAAGGAACACCAAAGUCUCAGACAAAAGCACACACGCUUUUGCACUUAUUGAGGGACUCCCCCUAUCCAAGAUCAGAGCUUCAAGCAGACACACUGGAGAACAUUGUAUGCAACAUUAUCUCCCAGAUUGACGGUGAUGAUCAGUCCGGUAAGGCGAAGAAAAUGCUGGCCGAGAUGGUUCAAGUUAGCAUGGAGCAGAGCCUGAGACAUUUGCAGCAAAGGGCUCUGGUAUGCACACCAACUGAUCUGCCUAUCAGUACUUGCACCUCUGAAGUGUCUUUGAAAUGA
Molecule: messenger RNA, 1152 nt
Organism: Prunus armeniaca (apricot)
Lineage: Eukaryota; Viridiplantae; Streptophyta; Magnoliopsida; Rosales; Rosaceae
Source: the annotation of a GenBank genome assembly